Messenger RNA from Habropoda laboriosa, 3063 nucleotides. RefSeq lists its product as uncharacterized. Gene Ontology annotation, molecular function: protein binding. The transcript is spliced from 6 exons. NCBI's taxonomy places the organism in Eukaryota, Metazoa, Arthropoda, Insecta, Hymenoptera, Apidae. Bases 40 to 3063 code for a protein of 1007 amino acids. The record is from RefSeq and is a predicted model, not a curated record.
GCCAGAUUUCGUUGCAAGUACCAGUAAAAUUGUGGAAGGAUGUUUAAGCGACUGUCGAAGUCGAGGCGCCACAGCGCCGACGAUGUGGCCCUUUCGUUGUCGAGCCCGACGACCCUGGACGAGCCGCCGGGGACGUCGACGCCGCGGGACAACUGUCAGAGCAUCAGCCCAGCCGCCCUGCUGAGGGUUUCGAGGACGAAGUACACCAGGAGAAGCUGCGGGGACGCGAGCGCUAUGCAGGCGUUGCUCGCCACCAAGCAGGAGCAGGAACAGGACCACGCCGAAGCCGAUUAUCAAAUGGUCACGGCCGUGCCCGCGUUCAUCGUCGAACAUGAGCCCGAGAAACAGCGAGGCUCGAGCCUAGGAGUCUGGGGACGCAGAAUGAGCAAGAAGAUAGACUCGUUCCGGCGGGCUGGUUCCCGCGAAACGAUCUGCUCUAUAUCCGAGAGAUCCGACACCUCGAACAACAACAAUUGCACCGCCACGAGUAACAACAACAUCUCCACCAAAAUGGAGAAAUCACUGCCAGACUUGAAGCUAGACUCCAAGCUAGAGAAGAGAAUAUCAGGAACGUUUCACAGAUCACCCUCGCCCUUCAAAUCCUUCUUCAUCCGCAUGGGUUCCACAGGGAUGCUGAAUUCAGCAAGAAACAACAGGCGUUCCCAGAACGUCGAAGACAGGUUGAAAACAACAGAAAAGGAGAACCUAUUCCGUAGUUGUAGCACCAGUCAGUUGAACACCAGUCCAACGUACGUCAAAGGAGACGAUCCUUCGGAAGGGAUCGAUCUUCAAAUCUCGAGUCGCAAGGACAAGACCGUAUCCUGCGACAAUCUCGCCGGUCGUCAAAACGACGACGCGUUUGGCGAGAGUAUCAACGACGCUACAACAUCCUUGUACCCUUUAGGAAGCCCAUCGAUGACGAGCUUCAGCCCGUGCGACUUCGGACAGUCGCGAAACGAAUCACCGAUGAGAAAGAGCAGCAGCUGCGACUUCAAGGAGGCAAAGAAGUCCAGCUUCCCCUACGCUUUCCUCCGAUCGAAACUCUCCGUCCUGCCUGAAGAACGUCACAGCACGUUCGCCUCGAAAGACGAACGACUCUUCAAAACCGCCUCCGAGGAGCAUUUCCCCGCGUUGAAGAUCGAAGACACCUACACCGGAACCACUACGCUAGGUCGACGGCGCACCAGGAACGGGAAUCUCGUCAGAGGUAGCGGGAACAAGUCUCAGGAACCGUCCACCUUGAAGUCCGGGCGAAACUCGUACGCGGAGUUCCGCAAGAACGCGAGCAGGUGCGAGGACAGGUACAGCCUGAACCCUGGUCACCUGGAGAGGAUCGACGACAACUUCCAGCAGGAGGACACCGGUUGCUACAGCUCGUACGACAGCAGCCCGAUGUCUCUGAGGGGAAACAGCAACACUCAGCAUCCCGAAGCUGGUCAGGAUAGAGUAGACUUCUCCGGUAGGAUCAACGAGUCCAGGUUCUCCGAAACUUCCUCGUUGAACGUGGACCUGGACAUGGUGGCGACGUUGAGGAAUCACAGGCGGAAUUCCGCGCCCAGCGGCGAGCAGAGGCUCUCUUCUCAUUACGUGAGCUCGAACGAGUCUGGUUACGACAGCGACGGACCUAGGGGAGAGUCUGCCGCUGCAUCGGAGAACGAGGGUUUGAGUUUGAAGUGCACGGACAGCUCGGAUACCAGCAGUGUCGUUGACUCGGAACUGGAAAAACCUAUAAGAAGUUCUACCCCGAGCGAAUGUCAGGAACAGGAGAAUAGCAAUGAUUCUGGUAGAACGAGGAAGAACUCGGAGAUCGAGGCUGUUGUCAGAGGUGGAAAUUCAGAGUUGAACGAUGGAAUAGACGGACUUAGAUGGCACCAGAGUAAUUCUGGCCGACUGCUGCCGAGCAUUCAUCAAACGUACGACGAUACCGCGAUGAAUUCUCAAUUUCCAGUGUGCGGGAACGGGUUGAACGCGUUGCAGAGCUCGCCGAAGUCGCUCGACAUCUCGCCCCAUCGGAUUAGAUUGCAGCAGGAUAAGAGUAGGUUUCUCAGCGACAUCAUUCAGCCGCCGAAGAGAGUGAGGAGGUGUCGACUGGUGCAGCUGCAUAAGAGGGAUCCUAAGGAAAGUUUGGGGAUUCGGUUGGCGCAGCAACGAUUAGGCGAGCUGCGGUACAUCGUCGUUCAGCUGGAAAGUGAUGGAAUAGCGCAUAGAGACGGAAGACUAAGGCUCGGCGACGAGAUCGUCGAGGUCGAGGGCAAGGAGCUGAGGACGUUGGAGAGCCUGGAGGAGGUCCAAGAGUUUCUCAGAUCUUUCACCGGCAACAAGAUACGUCUGAUGACUGCGUACGAGGAAACGGUGCCGCAGGUGUACGUCAGCCCGCCUGCCCUGCCUGGGGAGUACGAGUACCUGGAGAACGCGAAGAAUCUUUCGAAUCUGUCGUUGAUCGACAGCGAAACGAAGCAAAACACGCAACUGGAACAAUCGAGCAACAAACCCACCGCGGACGACAACGUGCAGUCCACGAAGAGGCCGGACUUUCUGCCGCUCUCCUGCCUGCCCAAGGAGCGCAAAAGCGCGGAGAACAGUCUGGAGUCGAGCACGGAACCGCAGCACUACUUGACGAGGCACAUUGCCAAAUUCGAGAAAGGCUACGGCAAGCCUAGCCUUGGUUUCAGCGUCGUGGGCGGCAGAGACAGUCCUCGAGGUGAAAUGGGCAUCUUCGUGAGGCGAGUUUUCCCCGGUGGCCAAGCUGACGUCUCCAAGUCGCUGUUUCAAGUUGGAGGAUAUUGGCACGUGGAAACCGCGAAUGGAGAGUUUGGAGUUGGUCAAAUUGCAGGAAUCGUGGAAUGGAGUAUAGUAGGUUCUGUUCCGUUCUUGCUGGAGCUCAAAGCUGAGGAAACCUCAAUGGAGGUUUAUAUAUACAUGUGUAAAUAUAUAAGUAUACAGUUACAUUAUGGUCUUAACGAAGUAGUUCUUAGAUUUACUAUAACACGUAUUUCUAGAUCUGCAGGUUGCAUUCCUUUAGAAAAGACGAAAGAUGCAGACAUGCUGCAAUAUUCGAGUUAG